This is a messenger RNA of Labeo rohita (rohu), 1902 nucleotides long. It is a transcript of the gene cdc42ep4a, whose product is annotated as CDC42 effector protein (Rho GTPase binding) 4a. The transcript is spliced from 2 exons. Bases 599 to 1606 code for a protein of 335 amino acids. Lineage: Eukaryota; Metazoa; Chordata; Actinopteri; Cypriniformes; Cyprinidae. The record is from RefSeq and is a predicted model, not a curated record.
AAGUUUUUAAUUUGGUCAUUGACCAUGCAGAUAUAAUUUGAUCAGUGAACAGUACAGUUGGAGAAAAACAUCUUGGUUAAUGCUAAAAGGAGGAAAAUGCAUGCAUGCUGACAGGAAACGUUAACAUCUGUGUGUGUGUGUGUGCGGAGGGGUGUUGCUAUAGAGACGCAGGCAGGUAAGGGCAUUAUGAGGAAAUGCAGACGAAGCUAGUAAAGGAAGACUCAGCCAGAAAGAGGUCAUGAGUUGGCUUGGCACCUCAGUGAUAUUCAGUCUCGCUGUUCGUUUUUGAAGACUUCAUGAAUAUUACAGCAGUUUUGUGACAGGAAAAACUUGUUGCCUGCCAAGCAUUUGGCCCAUCUCUCUCAGUGUUAAUUUACAAACCUGGGAAUAAUGCCACAAGACUCUUCGGUGAGGAUUAUCUCCUGUUUGGCAACUGAAGUGACAGCCAUCAAGACUGGACCAAGUCGAGCGGAGCAGAAUCUGUUGGAACCAGAACCCUUUUAGGACUUGAAAAAGGACUAAAAACCCACUUAUUUGUAAAACCACAACACCACCGGUCAAACGCAACUGUUUGGGUUUGUGAGUUGUGCAAACCAAGAUGCCCAUCUUAAAGCAGCUGGUGGUAGGGUCUCAGACCAAGCGGCGCUCCCGUAUGGACCUCACCACUGAGAUGAUCAGCGCUCCCUUGGGUGACUUCCGGCACACCAUGCAUGUAGGGCGCAGCGGGGAAGCUUUCGGAGACACCUCUUUCCUCAGCACUCGAUCUGGAGAGCCAUCCCAAGAAGGCAACACCUUUCCCCGUUCUCCGAAACCGGGACUGCUGUCUCGUACCUUUCGGAGCAGCAAGCGCUCUCAAUCCGUUACCAGAGUAGACCAGCGAGACAAUACCCUCCUUCCUCCCAGUGAGUCUCCUACCUUUGUGAAGAAUGCCAUGUCCUUGCCCUUUCUGAACAAUGAAGAAGGACAGGAGGGAGACAAAAGGGUGCUCAAGAGCUUGACCACCAGCCCUUCCAAUGGAGCAUCUGCUGAUGCAUUGGACCUGGAGCUCCAUGAGAAACACUUCGGGGUGUUGACAGACUUGCGGCCUUCCCCAUCGUACAACGGGGGAGGAUUAAAGAAAGCUGAAUCUGUGAUGUCCUUCCAUGUUGACCUUGGGCCCUCAAUGCUGGGGGAAAUCUUGGGGGUCAUGGAAAAGGAGGAUGAUGACCAGGGGUUUGAAGAAGGCAAGAGCAGUGAGGGACGUGCAUCUCCUCUUCCAUGCAUCCAGAUAGGAGUGGAAAUGGAUGAGGAAAUGAGGGAGGUUGUUCUGAAAGAAGAAGAACCGGAGGAGUUAGCUGCUCACAGCGAAGCUCCCUUGAGGGCUCCCAGCUCUGUUGACUUGGAGAUCCAGAGUGAAGGCACCAGCACCCCAGAACCACACCACAAACACCUGCAUCACCUCGACAGCUGCUCGGUUUCCAGCUCAGGUUCAGCCGCCAUGGAAGAGAAGCCAACCAGUGAGCCUUACGAGGAAGAUAUUGGAGAUACCGACAACCCCUGCAACCCAGACAAUGAACCAGCCUUCUCCUCCUUCAUGGAAGACGAGGAUGAUGAGAUCCGAGUAUGAAACCCAACAAUCAGUAAACCUUUCUGGGAAUGGAGAGAUAAAUAUCUCAGACCAGAAUUUGACAUUGUGUAAAGAGGAGAAAUGCAAAGACGGGGUGUAGAUGUAAGCACGUCAAAGCUGGACAGAUGCCUCAGGUUUCUGUGUCCCUGUCGAGAUAAGUUGGGGAGACUGCUUUAGCUCAGACACCAAAGCCAUCUGUCACACUACUGACCUAUGCUAAGAUGAGGAGCUGGAUAUGUUCAGUCCAACAGGGAGGGACCUGCUACAAGUUCCACUGAUAUCUCUGCUGAAGGAAA